ACGAGGAGGAACAGUAAAGUCAAAUAACAGCUAAGCCAAGCCAACGCCGCCGUUUCGCUUACUUUCUCUCUUGAGCCGAUCAAUGAAGCCGCCGCCGCCGCCGCCUCCAUCACCCAACACUUACCCUUACACUUCCACUUCCACUUCCACUUCCACUUCCAGGAAGCGAUUGUUUUCCGGUAAAGGCUCCAACUUCAUGGGACACGAAAUCUUCGAAAUCCCGCCCCUAUUUUUUCGGUCCUCCAAAAUGCAUAAACAAAAGCAGGUCAUUCCACAUGAUGUGAUUGAUAUAGACAAAGGGGGAGAUUCUGCUGAUGUAAUGUUCAUUGAUGGAAAAGUUCACACAUGGAACAAAUUGCGGAGCAACAAAGGGAAGAAAAUAAAAGAUGUUUCUGAUGGUUAUGGUGGUCAUCAAGCUAAGGUCAUUCUGCACGAUGUGAUUGAUAUAGACAAAGAGGGGGAUUCUGCUGAUGUAAUGUUUAUUGAUGAAAAAGUUCACACAAGUAAAAAAGGGAAGGAAAUAAAAGAUGUGGCUGAUGGUUAUGGUCAUCAUCAAGCUAAGGAAGAUUUUGCUAAUUAUAUUUUUGGUGCUGGUGUGGAAAUGUUUGGAUCAGUGAAUGGGGUUGAGUCUUCUGAGAUGCAUAAUUUAAUCAACCUUGAUGGUCAUAGUUCUGAUCUAUCUUAUGAUGAUAAUAAUGAGUAUGCUGAUUUUUUUCCCGAUGAUAUCUAUGAUGUUGAUGAGUAUGCCAUUUUGCAAGCCCAUUUUGAUAGCAUGGAUAUUCCUCCUGGAAUAGAGGCACCAGUUCCUUGGUUGCCAGAUUUUGCACAACAUGAGAAACAGCCAGUUACUGGAAGUAGUUCACACUAUACGGAGUCACAAAUGCACUUGGAUGUUGUUGGUCCCCAUAGCAUAGACCCGUCUCUGCCUUCGUGGUCUGAAAAGCCUGUUCACAUCAACAAGAAUCUAACUUCGGCCAGUGGUUCAAGUAUGGAUUCUGUCGUUCACCCUCAUUCCAAAGUUGGCCAAAAUAAAAAGAAAUCAUCUGCUUCACACCAUAGAGGGAAUUCUUUGAAUCUCCCACUUGGGAAAGAAUCAUCUAAAUCGCGGUGGUUUUUGGAUCCUUUCAAAAGUAAGAAGAAGCCAUUUGCUUCAAGUAGUUCACCCAAUUGUAGUUAUGUAAAGAAAUUGGAUGCAAUGAAGCUCCCUUCUGGGGCUGAGCCAUCCUUUUGGGGACAUUAUACUCCUGAGAAUGUAAAGAAGCAAGUUAGUAGUAGUACAUAUUAUCCAACUAACCCAGUGCAUGCAGAUGCAUUUAAGUAUCCAGCUGGGGUGCAUACAGACGCAUUUAAGUACCCUGCUGGGGUGCAUGCGGAUGCAUUUAUGUAUCCUGCUGGGGGCCAUACAGAUCCAUUUAAGUAUCCUGCUGGAUUAGAACCACCCACACCCUUGUGGACGCCACCUUUGACUAACCAUCCAGGUUAUUAUUUUCCAUUUCAUGGUUUACACGCUCCUCCUGAAGAUGUGGAAGAGUUCCCCUGGGUUCCGGAUUCCGCCCAAAAUCAAAAUAAUGCAGCUGCUGAAGGUAGUUCAACAUUCUCGAUUGAGGCAAUCUCUGGCAAGGACAAAGAUGAAAUUUUGAGGAGGUUCCAACUUUUUAAACAAUUUGAUACCGUGGAAGACUAUUCGGACCAUCACUAUACUGGCUAUGGUUCUACCACAAAGCAGCCAUCAAGGACUUGGGCAAAGAAAAUUCAGGAGGAGUGGAAGAUCCUGGAGAAGGAUCUACCUGAUACAAUAUUCGUUAGAGUUUAUGAAUCAAGGAUGGAUCUUUUGAGGGCUGUCAUCGUUGGAGCAGAGGGUACUCCCUAUCAUGAUGGUCUCUUCUUCUUUGAUGUUUUCUUCCCCUGUGGUUAUCCUAAUGUACCACCGAAUGUCUACUACCACUCUGGUGGCCUUCGACUCAAUCCUAAUCUGUACAAUUGUGGGAAAGUAUGCCUGAGUCUACUUAAUACCUGGUCUGGUAACAAGAAUGAGAAGUGGAUCCCAGGUGUAUCGACCAUGCUUCAGGUUCUUGUCUCCAUACAAGGGUUGAUCUUGAAUACAAAGCCCUAUUUCAACGAGCCUGGAUAUGCACAUAUGAGUGGCUCAGAGUCUGGUGAAAUGAGGUCCCAACAAUACAAUGAGGAUACAUUUGUUCUCUCACUAAGAACAAUGAUGUACACAAUGAGGAGGCCACCAAAGCAUUUUGAGGACUUUGUUAUGGGGCAUUUCCGAAACCGUGCCCGAGAUAUUCUGGUUGCAUGCAAAGCAUAUAUGGAAGGUGCUCAAGUAGGAUCUCUGGUCAAAGGUGGGGUGCAGGAUGUUGAUGUGGGUGACAGGAGCUGCUCAAAGCGGUUUAAGGAGUCUUUGGCAGGCUAUGUGGAUAUGCUUGUCAAGGCAUUUACUCAAAUUGGAGCUGAGGGCUGUGAGAUAUUCCAGUCUCCUGGAAUGAACGGGAACAAGCGUUUCUGUGGUAUGCCUAAGGCUGCAACAUGAACACUCUUCUUGAUGAAAGACUGAUUAAGACUUGACACAAAUUGUUUUCCAUCCUUGACAUGCAACUUAGGUUUCUAAUCCUAUUUUGAAUAGUUUUGAGAUAAAUUAUAGAGUAUCAUAUGUUCAUACCUUGAGGCCACAGACAUAAUUUGGGAUACUGUAUAUAGCUGCAGAUAUGAAUGGGCUUAAGAAGUCUCUGUCAACUGUUUUAGGAUAAAACCAGAUCCUUCCCAGUAAGUUACAGGUUUUGGUUUCUAUCUUGAAUAGACUUCAAUUCAAAAGUUUUUAUAUUUA
This is a messenger RNA of Quercus robur (English oak), 2830 nucleotides long. Its product is annotated as probable ubiquitin-conjugating enzyme E2 25. Gene Ontology annotation, molecular function: ubiquitin conjugating enzyme activity. Bases 83 to 2536 code for a protein of 817 amino acids. The transcript has 9 exons. The record is from RefSeq and is a predicted model, not a curated record. NCBI's taxonomy places the organism in Eukaryota, Viridiplantae, Streptophyta, Magnoliopsida, Fagales, Fagaceae.